UUUAAUAACUUUAAAUAGCAUUCGGCUAAAAGCAAAUUAUUGCAGCGUUGUCAAGGAAACAAGAAAAACAACAUUGAACCAACACAAAAAUUAUAGUGGAAACCUCAAUUUUCCUUCCGGUGCAGUAAUCGCCAAAAAGGAUUUAUUUUAUUCUGGCCAAAUCUGUGGACUUCUCUCCGGAUGCCGCACACCGCAAGCGGCACCACGCCUUCGGCCAACAGAUUAAAAUCUUAUUCUUACAAGUGAACAUAUACUUUCGCACAACACGGCCUUAAAUUACGCCUUAUAGCAUUUUCGAAACAGAAAUUAUUCAAUGCUCUCUUGGAUGCUUUGGACAUGUAGCAACGAAGAAUGUUGUUAUCACAUGACGGGUGUAUCAUAUAAUAACAAGCAGGAUGUAAUCUUCAAAGAGAAACUACCAAAUAAUUUGAACAAACAGUUGCCUUCAUUUAUGUAAACUAAGAUCUAGUCAAGAGUAUUUUAGCACAAAACCACAAAGUAGCGCUCAAACAAACACAGCACCUAAAAUAAUUUAUAUACACAUAUAACAACAACUUUAUACACACUAUAUACAUACAUAUAUAUAGUACGAUACGAAUAUAGUAAUAAAGCGUAAAAAAUAAUUAACCAAAAAACUAAGAGCAACAAACAUCGAAACCGAACACGAGUGCGUGUUGUCAUCAGCUAUUAUGACCACACGACUUGCAACACAGCGAAACUUUAUACUCUCAACAACUGCGAAUGUGGCGCCAAACGCGGUCGAUGCCACUGCAGCCACGUCCGGUGUCAAUGCGACCGUGGACGAUGUCAAUGUUGCAACCGUGAACGUAUUGUCAACACGUGACAUCAAGCAUGAGGAGAUCGCCACCGAAAUCGCAAAUGCUUGCUCAUCCUCGUCGAAUGCCGAGCACUUUGAAUAUAUCGAUACGACGGUGGACGUUGUGACCGCAGCCAAUAUGGAGGACGUCAUCACACAACAAAACAAACUGGUGGGCAAUGAACAGAAUGAAGCCGUGGCCCUUAUCAGCGUCGUGGUGCCGAUGGAUGCCUCCGAUUCCACUGGCAGUGAGACACAUGUCAAUAUGUCAGAUUUAAGUGCAAUUAAAGAUAGCGCUGACUUGUCACAACAUGUGGCCAACGGGCAGGUGACGCUAGUGCAGGCACAGACAGCGGACGGUGACGAAGGCACACCACAAUACAUCACCGUUACAGUUUCUGCGCAGGAUGCUGGCCAGAACUAUCAAGUGCAAUAUGUAGAUACAGAGUUGUAUCACGGCAAUACCAGCCAAACCCAAAUGACGUAUCCCUUUUGCCCAGUUGGCGACUAUCAAACGAAUGGUCAAACUUAUUACUCCACGGCGGCAGGCAGUAAUUACGCAACUUCAGUUACAAACGGACCGGCCACACACGCUUCGUCCCUGCCGUACCUGGUACCCGUGGAAGAAGGAUUAUUGCUGAACACUUCGUCGCAAUCGCACAGUCGAGACUCGCCGCAAAGCUUAACGGAAGUGGCUUACAUUCAAGAGGCACAGAGUACACCGCAAACGCCCACAUCUACAACAACUACGAACUCUGUGAGUGGUGGUAGCAUCGGCACUGGUGGCGGGGGCACAUCGCCAGACAGCGAACAAAAUGGACUCGGCACCUCCAACAAAGUAGCCUCAGCCACGAUCAAGUGGUUGUCACGCAACUACGAGACGGCCGAUGGCGUCAGUCUACCCCGUUCCACGCUGUACAACCACUACAUACAGCACUGCAACGAGAACAAAUUGGAGCCGGUGAAUGCCGCCAGUUUCGGCAAACUAAUUCGUUCGGUGUUCUCUGGCUUGCGUACACGUCGUUUGGGCACACGCGGCAACUCGAAAUAUCACUACUAUGGCAUACGCAUCAAACCGGACUCAAUACUGAAUCACAUGAUGGACGAAAAGCCGACGUAUUCAACACAUACCGGGAAUAGUGUGUCGACCGGCAUUGGGCAUUCCACGGCCAGCGGCGGUGUAGUGUCAACCAGUGGAGGCGGCGGCAAUGGCAAUAGCAAUAUGCAGAACAAUGGCAAUCGCAGUUUGAAGAAGUUGAGUUUCAAGCCAGAAUCCUACGAAACUUGUGCACAGUAUUUGGGCGAUGGCGCUGGCGCGAUUCCCUCGUUUCCCGCCAUCGAUUUGAAUCACACCUACAGUAGUGAGCUCUCGCUUGAGGAUGUGGAGACAUUUCGCGCCAUGUACCGCGAGCAUUGCGAAUCCUUUUUGGAUGCUGUGCUAAAUCUGGAGUUCAGUACCAUUGAAUAUUUGUGGCGUGACUUUUGGCGUGCCAACGACAACAACAAUUUAGAGGAAUGUGAAGAGGAGAAGUAUCUGAGCAAGACGAAACUGUAUCUGCUGUGCCAUUGCGCAGAAGUACAAAAGUUUAUCAAAGAGGUUGACUAUCAAUUCUACCAAAAUAUGGUCGAUGUAAUCAUUCCUGAUGUUCUACGCUCCAUACCGAAUGCUCUCACACAAGCCAUUCGCAAUUUCGCUAAAAACCUGGAGCUUUGGUUGUGCGAAUCCAUGGUUGGCGUGCCUGAUCGCUUGGUACAAAUCAAAUCGGCAGCGGUGUCGGCAUUUUGCCAAACUCUGCGACGCUACACCUCGCUGAAUCAUUUGGCGCAAGCAGCGCGUGCCGUACUCCAGAAUAGUUCGCAAAUAACACAAAUGCUGAACGACUUAAAUCGUGUGGACUUCCAUAAUGUUCAAGAACAAGCAGCUUGGGUAUGCCAAUGUGAGCCGGCGGUAGUGCAACGUUUGGAGAAUGAUUUCAAGUCAGCACUACAACAACAAAGCUCCUUGGAACAAUGGGCCUCUUGGCUGCAAUUGGUCGUUGAUUCUGCCUUACAGGAGUAUCGUGGCAAGCCCAGCUACGCCAAGGCUGCGCGCCAAUUCCUACUCAAGUGGAGCUUUUACAGCUCCAUGGUUAUACGUGACCUGACACUACGUUCCGCUUCCAGUUUCGGUAGUUUUCAUUUGAUACGUCUACUCUACGAUGAGUAUAUGUUUUACCUGGUCGAGCACAAAAUCGCUGAGGCGCAACAGAAGACCGCCAUAGCGGUUAUCUGCGAUCGCAUGCACAAGGAUAUUGACUUCGAGUUUGACUACCAGCUGGAGUUUAUCAGCGAGAGCCAUGAACAGCAGCAGCAGCAGCAACAACAACAACAUAACUCAGUGAACAUCAACACUACUUCCUCUGUCGGUAAUCCUGCAAAGCGUCUAAAGCACGAAUGAGUAAGUGCCGCGAUAGAACUGCAGAGCGUACACCGAACGACACCCAGCAGUAUUCAAUGUAACGAUGUU
Molecule: messenger RNA, 3323 nt
Organism: Bactrocera latifrons
Lineage: Eukaryota; Metazoa; Arthropoda; Insecta; Diptera; Tephritidae
Gene: Rfx
Product: DNA-binding protein RFX2
Exons: 12
Coding region: 690-3254 (854 amino acids)
Biological process (GO): regulation of transcription by RNA polymerase II
Molecular function (GO): DNA-binding transcription factor activity, RNA polymerase II-specific; RNA polymerase II cis-regulatory region sequence-specific DNA binding
Source: RefSeq, a predicted model, not a curated record